This is a messenger RNA of Phytophthora nicotianae INRA-310, 348 nucleotides long. RefSeq lists its product as hypothetical. The record is from RefSeq and is a predicted model, not a curated record. Gene Ontology annotation, biological process: signal transduction. Gene Ontology annotation, cellular component: plasma membrane. The transcript has 2 exons. Gene Ontology annotation, molecular function: GTPase activity; GTP binding; GDP binding. The coding region runs from base 1 to 348 and encodes 115 amino acids. NCBI's taxonomy places the organism in Eukaryota, Oomycota, Peronosporomycetes, Peronosporales, Peronosporaceae.
AUGAUGGACAAGGAUGGCUAUGUUUUUGUGUAUAGUAUGGACUCGCGAAUCUCGCUUCAUGAAUUGCAACCAUUUUUUGAUCUGCACCUCCAGAUCAACGAGAGUCGCCGUCCUCUGCCUCCUAUUAUCCUUGUGGCCAACAAGAAGGACGUGGUGGAUCGUGACCCGAGCAAGUGCCAAGUGAGCACGGAGGAAGGCCGACGGAUAGCACACUCGUACAACGCGCGCUACAUAGAGACGAGUGCGCUGACAGGUGCCAACGUGACGGCGGUAUUCGAGACGUUUGUGCGCGAGGUGCGUCGGAAGAAAGUGCCCAAGCAAAAGAAGAGCUCGUGUUCCAUUCUGUAG